Messenger RNA from Oldenlandia corymbosa var. corymbosa, 1677 nucleotides. The record is from the annotation of a GenBank genome assembly. NCBI's taxonomy places the organism in Eukaryota, Viridiplantae, Streptophyta, Magnoliopsida, Gentianales, Rubiaceae.
GUUGAUGAAUACCCCUAUAUAUAUACACCUCUUUUUCAUCUAAACUAGAACUAGUACCUAAGCAGACAAGAUCAUUCACCUACUCCAUAGCUCCUAAGGAAAAAAAAAAAAAAAAAGAAAUGGUUUCUGAUCAGUCACAAACAACAACCAUAAAGCUCCCAAGUUUAGACAUCUCUCAGCCAAUGUGUUCAUGCUGUCUUUCCUCUUUGGCUGCAGCAUGCAGAGAAUGGGGUUUCUUCUUAAUCAGCAAUCAUGGAAUCUCCAAAGAACUUUACACCAAGAUUCAGUCAUUCUCCAGAGAUUUCUUCAGUCUCCCUCCUGAUGCAAAGCUUAAACUGAAAGCUUAUACUCCUCAUUUCAUUGCAUCUCCUUUCUUUGAGAGCCUCAGAGUUUCUGGACCAGAGUUUGCUGCAUCUGCUCGGGGCUCUGCUGAUGUGCUUUCUGAUCAGCACAGAAAGGAGUUCAGUGAGUUAUUGCAGGAAUAUGGACUCAAAAUGUCAGCAAUAUCUAAAGAAAUCCUGAGACUAGUUUUGAUGAUCCUGGGAGAUGAAGCUAAUGAGUAUUAUGAAUCUGAGUUUGGAAAUUGCCAAGGUUAUUUGAGGAUAAACAAUUAUACACCUCCAGAUGAUUUAGAGGAAGAAGCUGAGGGACUCGGAAUGCAUACAGAUAUGAGCUGUAUAACUAUUGUGUAUCAGGACGAAGUUGGAGGACUUCAGGUGAAAUCAAGGGAUGGGAAAUGGAUGGACAUUCUUCCCUGUGAAGGGACUUUGGUGGUAAACAUUGGUGAUCUGUUGCAAGCUUGGAGCAAUGAUAAGUGUAGGUCAUCUGAGCAUCGCGUUGUAUUGAGAAAAAAGCUCGUGAAUCGAUUUUCUUUAGGUUUCUUUUGGUGCUUUGAAAAUGAGAAGGUAGUUCUGGCACCUGAUGAUGUUGUAGGCAAAGGGAAUUCGCGGCGUUAUAAGCCGUUUGUCUGCUCAGAUUACUUGAAGUUCAGGGAGAACAAUGAGAAAGGCAAGUUUGAAAUAGUUGGAUUCACUGUUAAAGGUUUUGCUGGUAUUGAGUUGAAGCAUGAGAAAUAGUAACAAAAAAAUCUUGGAUUUAGGAGACAAAUUCUUUGUUUAACACAUGUUAGAUGAUGAUACUGAUGAUGAAGUGAUCAUCAGUAAAUUCUAUCAUUAUGACAAUCUAGUAAAUGGAUUCUUGAAGUUAUAUGUUUGUUUGUCCUGUAAUUUGAGUGUUUAUUUGUAUACAACAACUAAACUUUUAUCCCACCAUGUGAGGUCGAUUAUGUAUCAUAAUGUCGCGGUCAAAUCAUAUUCUGUUACAAAUGUUCAUUUGUGUAUAAAGCUUAUAAUUAUUUGUGCAAUUUGAGAAGAGGCAAAGACAACAGAUGAAUUUGGUGGAUAGUUGAAUUUGACCUGUUUGGUGGGAAUAACAGAAGGCAAGUACAGUUGGAAUCAAGAACUUCCAGGCUUCAACUUGUGCAUAAUGCAAAGUUUUAGGGUUAUCUCCCAUUUCUCAGAUGCUUUUUUUGCCUAGCUGUGUAUGUAUGGAGAAGAGUUGAUAAUGUCUACAAUCAAGUAUUCUAUUUAAAUUCUGUAGGCUACCAAGGUUCUUUUUCUUCUUGUCACCAUUCUUUUACUUGUAAUCAAUCAAGGUUUACAGCUCUACAUGUGAUUA